AUGACCUCCAACAAUGGCUUGUCCCAUAAUCUGCAUGACGUGUUAGCAGAACUAAAUCGUCGUCCGUAUCCCCAUGUUCCUAAUCCGCCCACUUGCAAAAAACGAGCCUCGGUUGCUUUGAUUAUUCGGGUCCGGCCGACAUAUGAACAUUGGCCCGGCGCGGAACAACCCAGUGAUGCCUCACAAUCGGUGCAAGAACGUCUGAAUGGAUUCUUCUCACAGGAUUGGGUACAACAUGGGGAACCGGAGGUUCUCUUCAUCAAACGUGCUUCGCGAGUAGGGGACCGAUGGACCGGUCACGUUGCCUUGCCCGGCGGGAAGCGAGAUCCCGAAGACGCAGACGAUCAGGCUGCCGCAAUCAGGGAAGCCUCGGAGGAAAUUGGAUUGGACUUGACCACGGACGAUUGUAUCAGUGUGGGCAAUCUCCCCGAACGGGUGGUCACCACCAGCUGGGGAUCCGAACCGUUGAUGGUUCUCUCGCCUUUUGUGUUCCUUACGACCCGCAGCGACUCUCCAACCCUGCGACUGCAGCCCACGGAGGUAGCAUCGACACAUUGGAUUCCUUUGCGCGCCCUCUUAUCGCCGUCCCAAAGAACCGUGGAAUAUGUGGAUAUGUCGCAGCGAUUCGCGCGACAGGGUGGUUUCUUCACUCGUCUUGCGGUUCGGUCUUUAAUGGGCUGGAUGCAAUUCUCGGCGGUUCACCUUUUGCCCUCCGAGACCCAACAAUGCACCACCACCGCAGGCUUUCUCCCCGAAGACAAGCCCCAGCCUUCCCUGGCCCAGCGCUUCAAAGGCUGGUGUCUCAGUAAUCAAGCAGAGUCUCACGAGACUGGCCGCCCACUGCUUCUGUGGGGCCUCACCCUCGGGAUCCUCGCUGAUUUCCUGGAUAUGCUCCCUCCCCACAACGCAGUCCAGCUGUGGAAAUACCCAACAUUUACGGUGCCCGAUUUGCGCCUGAUUGUAAGCGUUGUAACGUACCACCUGCGGAAGCGCAAUACCCGCAAUGUGAAGGUGGGAGCUCGUCCCCGGGACCUCACCUCUGCGGGCGAAGGGACUCCCAAGUUAUCCAGCCCUAGCGACCAUAAUCAUAAUGAAGUGGGGAUAGGAGGUCUUGGCGUAGGGAGAUAUUACGGUGCCUCAGAUCAGGCAGAUGGACAAUCAUAUGCAGUGGGGAUCAUGCUCCGGGGGUAUUAUACUCGAUUGCGAAUGGCCAUCUGGGUGUUCCUUGCCUGGCGGGUGGCCAUUGGCUCUGUUGCGGGUAUAUAUGCAUGGCGUCUGCUUCGAAAGCUACGCUGA
Molecule: messenger RNA, 1296 nt
Organism: Penicillium salamii
Lineage: Eukaryota; Fungi; Ascomycota; Eurotiomycetes; Eurotiales; Aspergillaceae
Source: the annotation of a GenBank genome assembly